Messenger RNA from Orbilia oligospora ATCC 24927, 1893 nucleotides. RefSeq lists its product as uncharacterized. Lineage: Eukaryota; Fungi; Ascomycota; Orbiliomycetes; Orbiliales; Orbiliaceae. The record is from RefSeq and is a predicted model, not a curated record. The coding region runs from base 1 to 1893 and encodes 630 amino acids. Gene Ontology annotation, molecular function: FMN binding; oxidoreductase activity; heme binding. The transcript is spliced from 3 exons.
AUGUCCGGUCCACGAGUAUUAGUCGUCGGAGGUGGCUUGUCCGGUCUCAGCGCCGCUCACACCGUCUACCUCGCCGGUGGAAACGUUACCGUCCUCGAUAAGCAAGGCUUCUUCGGCGGUAACUCCACAAAGGCCACUUCCGGUAUCAAUGGCGCCCUCACAAACUCCCAGAUCGAUUUGGGCAUCCAGGACUCCGUCAAGCAGUUCUACGAUGAUACCAUGAAAUCUGCCCGUGACAAGGCCCGUCCAGAUCUCAUCAAGGUCCUUACCCACAAGUCCGCCUCUGCCAUCGAAUGGCUCCAGGAGGUCUUCAAGCUCGAUCUUACUCUCGUCUCCCGUCUUGGUGGUCACUCCCAGCCACGUACCCACCGUGGUCACGAUGCCAAGUUCCCCGGUAUGGCUAUCACCUAUGCUCUCAUGCAGCGCCUUGAGACCCUCUCCGAGGAGGAACCAGGCCGUGUCACCAUCCUCAAGAAGGCCAAGGUCACCAAGUUGAACAAGACCGGUAACAAGAUCACUGGUCUUGACUAUGAAAUUGAUGGCAAGAACUCUACCCUUGACGGUAUCGUCGUCCUCGCCACCGGUGGUUACGCCGCCGAUUUCUUCAGCGAAGACUCCCUCCUCAAGCAGUUCAAGCCAGAGGUUCUCAAGCUCUCCUCCACAAACGGCACCCACGCCACUGGUGACGGUCUCAAGAUGGUUCGUGCCAUUGGCGGAAACGCCAUUGACAUGGAGAAGGUCCAGGUCCACCCUACCGGUCUCGUCGACCCUAAGGACCCCCAGAACAAGUGGAAGUUCUUGGCUGCUGAGGCUCUCCGUGGUGAAGGUGGUAUCCUCCUCAACGCUGAAGGAAACCGUUUCUGCGACGAGCUCGGUCACCGAGACUACGUCUCCGGCGAGAUGUUCAAGAACAAGUUCCCCAUCCGCUUGGUCCUCAACUCCAAGGCCUCCAAGGUCCUUGACUUCCACACUCGUCACUACUCCGGCCGUGGCCUCAUGAAGAAGAUGACCGGUGCCGAACUCGCCAAGGAGAUCGGCUGCGGAGAAGGUCACCUCCAAAAGACCUUCCAAGACUACACCGCCAUCGCUGACGGCAAGAAGAAGGACCCAUGGGGCAAGCGUUUCUUCCACAACACCCCCUUCGACAUCAAUGACGAAUACUUCUACGUCGCCCUCAUGGAGCCAGUCGUCCACUUCACCAUGGGUGGUAUUGAAAUCAACGACCAAGCUCAGGUCCUCAACGGUGAAGGAAAGCCCUUCGAAGGUCUCUUCGCCUGCGGUGAAGUCGCUGGUGGUGUUCACGGUGCCAACCGUCUCGGUGGUUCCAGUUUGUUGGGAUGCGUCGUCUACGGUCGUGUCGCCGGUGACUCUGCCACCAAGCACCUCCUACAAAACGUCCUCAGUGGCGCAGGAUCCAGCUCCGCUGCCCAGAGAUUGGGCCAGAUCUCUCUACACUUGGAUCCUAGCAAUCCCGGCCGUUUGGUCGUCGACUGGAAUGCCAACGGUAGCGCCCCAGCUCAGGUAGCCCAGACUACCCAAACUACUACAUCAGAGUCAGUAUCCGAAGCCACCACUGCCACUUCCUCUUCUGCUGCCCCCGCAUCGAAGCCUGACCCGAAGAAAUUCUCGAUCCCAGAUAAAGAAUUUACAAUGGAAGAGGUAGCGAAGCAUAAUAAGAAGGACGAUGUUUGGGUGGUUGUUAAGGGAGUCGUUAUGGACCUCACAGGGUUUUUGGAAGAUCACCCCGGUGGUGCCAACGCCAUCCUUAACUUCUGCGGAAGAGACGCUACCGAGGAGUUUGAGAUGUUGCACGAUGAUGAAGUUAUCCCGAAGUAUGCUCCUUCGACUGUGAUCGGACGAGUUAAGGGGCAAGAGGUUACACUUGAAUUUUAA